AUGCCGUUUUAUAGACGACCACGUAACUUUACACCUUUAUCAACUCUAGCUGAAAAACGGUCGCAUAAAAAUGGUGUUCACCACGCUAUUUUUACUGCUAGAUUCGAUAGGUACGUUGGCGAUUGGCAAAAGGACUUGAAACACGGCAAAGGUGUAUUCUUAACAAAUGGCUAUGAUGGCGGUAGGCUGUACGAAGGUGAUUGGUACCAAGGAUUUAGACAUGGCAACGGCACUUUAAGCUACCGUCAAGAAAACGGCGUCUUCAAACUGCAAUACAGCGGUGACUGGGUGCGAGGCAAACCCGAGGGUAUUGGCCGAUGGUGGUACGAAAAUGGUGACGUGUAUUUUGGUUUUUGGAAUAAAGGCAAAAGACAUGGUUUUGGCAAAAUGUGGUACGCGGAUGACACAUAUUUUGUUGGAUACUGGGCUAAGGGAGACAAAAACGGACCUGGCAUGUUUGUAUACCAGAACAGUGACCGUUACGAAGGCAACUGGAAAAAUGACGAAAAGAACGGCCUAGGACGGUAUUACCAUAUGAACACCGGUCAGUUGCAGGAAGGUUGCUGGGUGAACAACAUUUGUGUCAACUCCAAAAUGAGCGACAUCAUCAUACGACAGUUCUGCCAGAGACCUACCCCAUAUCCCAUAUUCAAUAUUGAGCUCCAAGAUCCACGAGAACUCCUUGAAGAAAGUACAUUAUGGAAAAAACUAACACUAGGGGAGAUAGACAAGAACUUGAAGACGUGUAUCGAUCAAAUUUAUUAAUUUAUUUCGAUUAAUUAUACCAGAUCUUUAAGUAUACAUUUAAGUAUAAAAUUCGACUUAACUUGGUGUUAUUUUAUUGCUUAUUUUAUACUUAAGUACCGUCAUUUUCAAUUUGAAACUGAUACAAAUUAAAUUUACAAUCAUAGUAU
Messenger RNA from Hyposmocoma kahamanoa, 914 nucleotides. RefSeq names its product MORN repeat-containing protein 3-like. The transcript is spliced from 5 exons. Lineage: Eukaryota; Metazoa; Arthropoda; Insecta; Lepidoptera; Cosmopterigidae. The coding region runs from base 1 to 765 and encodes 254 amino acids. The record is from RefSeq and is a predicted model, not a curated record.